AAUUAGCUGUCACGCCUGAACCUUCGAGUUUGAGCUUUGAGCCUGGACCGAAACCCCUGCAACAUCUCAUCCUCAACGCCUGUGUUUUCCACGCCUCCGCGCACCGUUGUGUUUUUCACGGACCAUAAUACUCUUUACGCUACUUGGAUGCGCGGGCGUUGCUGCUUGUGAUAGUUGACUUUCCAUUUCGCAUCGCCAGGUCGCGCUCGCUAAGCAAUCCGCGUUCUGUCGCCUGGAAAAUGCUUUCCAUGCAAGGCGACCGGCAAGUGACUGCGCGCUGUGGUCGCGGCGCCGAGUUCAAAGCGUUGCCAGCAGCCCUAGCAGCAGUGUGUGGCGCCCGCACCUCCCACGCUCCCGCAUGUGGCGCGAGGGCCGGCGUGCCCCUGACCGCCCCCGCUGCUGGCCCCUGGGUGCUCCGGCACAACAACAGGACUAACGGCGUGCGCGCGCGCCGGGUUGUAACAGCCGCUGCCGACAACGGCGGCAACGGGGCCAGCUGGCGCGAUGCCGCCGGCAGCGGUGCCGGCGGGGCCGCCGCAUCGCGUGCGGACCUGACCGCCUCACUGCUGUCGGCGCUGGCGGCCCAGUUCCAACGGGACUCGCUGCCCUGGAUCCAGGAUCUGGUGGUGCCGCUGCUGCAGGGGCCCCCGCAGCCGCUGGCGGACACGGUUUCCCCCGAAGUCCUGGCGGACCCCGACAGCCGCUUUGUGGACGUGGCGGGCGUACGGCUGCACGUGAAGAGCCGCCGCGGGUACGGCGGCGCCCCGGGGCAGCGGCAGGCAGUAGCAGCAGCAGCAGUAGCAGCAGCAGCGGCACCGGCACCGGCAGUAGCAGCAGCAGGUGCAGUAGCAGCAGCAGGAGAGUCGGCGGGGCUCACGGUGGGAGGUGAUGGGGGAAAUGACAACGACGCCCCGACGGCGACAGAGGCGGUGGAGGGUGGUGGUGCUGGCCCCCUGCCUCCGGUGCUGCUUCUGAUGCACGGACUCAACGGCUCCACCUUCAGCUGGCGGCUUCAGCUCGACGCGCUGUCCACGCGUGUGAGCCCCCGCACGGGCGGCUGCGACGUGGUCGCCUACGACCGCCCGCCCUACGGCCUCAGCGCCCGGCCUCUGGGGGGCUGGCAGGAGGGCGACCAGGCGGGCAAUCCGUACACGCUGGCCGGCGGCGCCAAGCUGGCUGCGGGGCUGUUGGAUGUGGUGAUGAGGGCGCAGGAGGCGGCUGCGGCGGCGGCGGCGGGUAGUGGUGUUGGUGGCGGCAGUAGCAGCGGUGGCGGGCGGCAGCAGCAGCAGCAGCGGGCGGUGCUGGUGGGGCACUCCGCGGGCGCGGCGGUGGCGGUGGAGACUGCUCUCAGGUACCCGGAACUGGUCAGCGGUCUGGUUCUCAUUGCGCCGGCCGUCUCUGUGGACCCCAAGGGUUUCCUGGCUCGUGCGGACCUUGGACAGCUCCUGCGCUUCGGCCUCACACGGGCCCUGAUCGCGGGGGACGACACCGGGGUCAAUUACGUUCGCCGCCAGGUGCUCAAGCGCAAGUCGGAGGUGGAGCAGGGCCGACUGGGCAUCUACACGGAUGAGCGGGAGGUGCCGCAGGAGGUGAUCGACGGCUUCCUACUGCCGCUGCGGGCGCACGACUGGGACCGCGGCACACUGGCGGUCUACCGCUCGCUGCAGGUGGCGGGUGCGCCGCAGCCGCUGCAGCAGCUGCAUGUGCCGGUGCUCAUCAUCCAGGGCCGGCAGGACGCGGCGGUGCCGCUGGCGGCGGCGGAGGCGGUGGCGGAGGCGCUGCGGGCGCGGCCCGCUGUUGGCGGCCAUGCGCCCGCUACCGAGCUGGUGGUGCUGGACAGCUGCGGACACGUGCCCAUGGACGAGCAGCCGGACCAGGUGCUGGCGCUGACCGCCGACUUCAUCAACCGCCACUGCACGGCAGCUGCACCCGCCGCCGCCGCCGCCGCAGCAGCAGCAGCAGGGGGAGCUGACGCUGCAGGAGCUGACGCGGCAGGCGCGGCAGCGGAUGAGUGGCCCUUGGAUGGGGAGGGCCGGCCCGCGCGGCAUCGGCACCGGCCGCAGCAGCUGCUGGAGGCGGCAUCGGUGAUGGAGGAGGCGAACUGACAAGUGACAAUUGGCAGCCCGUGUGCGCGACUGGGCGUAGCUAGCUAGCUUGUGAGGGGGAGGGAGGGCGUUUGCAAACGCGCCAAGUGUGAAUACGUGAUGCAUGUAGGUCGGUGAUGUUUGGUGCAGGUCGGUACCGGCGCGUGCGGUGUGCAUGGUGGUUGGAGUUGGUCUGGUGGUCUGGUAGGGGUUUGCUUGUUGACGGCUGGCUUUGAGCCGGCGAGCAGCUCUUGGUUGCUGCUCACCGACCCUGCCUCAGAGAGGCACGAGCUUGUACGGUAAUAUUGUGUGAAUGCGAUACUGCACGAAGGGACCACCCGGCGGUGUCAAGUGCUUUGCCAUGGUUGACAUGGCAAACAGAGCCUGUUUGGGCGUAUCUAAGUCAGUAAUUGCAGCAGCAGCAAGGCAUCACGGAACGGCAGAGAAUGCAUUUACCGGUGCUUCGGGGGUCCUGUAAUUGCGAAUGGGGCCUCUGCUGGCGUGCGUUGGCAGGUGUGCGGUGGCUUGGUUGGCACGGUUUGAUGGCAUGGGAGAGGUGGGCAGUGCAGCACUGCACAUGCACGCUAGGAAAUGGAUUGCGCGGGCGGCACAGGUUAGCAUCAGGCACGGCCCACAUGGGGUGACGUGCAUGAGGGCGGUGGCGCUACCCAGGCACUACAACGCCGAGCAAGUAACAUAACCGCCGCCCUUCAUGGCACAUGCCGCACGUGCUGCUUUCGUAACCCCAGCCCCUGUC
Messenger RNA from Chlamydomonas reinhardtii, 2841 nucleotides. RefSeq lists its product as uncharacterized. Bases 240 to 2105 code for a protein of 621 amino acids. NCBI's taxonomy places the organism in Eukaryota, Viridiplantae, Chlorophyta, Chlorophyceae, Chlamydomonadales, Chlamydomonadaceae. The record is from RefSeq and is a predicted model, not a curated record. The transcript has 14 exons.